CGUGUUGGCCGGAUGUGAGUACGGGUAAUAACGCUUAACACGGUUCAUGUCUUCCCCAGCUGCAGACCCCCCAAAAUGGUCCGCUACUCGCUUGACCCAGAGAACCCCACCAAGUCCUGCAAGUCCAGGGGUUCCAACCUCCGGGUUCACUUCAAGAACACCCGUGAGACAGCCCAGGCCAUCAAAGGCAUGCACAUCCGUAAGGCUAACAAGUAUUUGAGGGAUGUUGUUGUCAAACAUCAGUGUGUCCCUUUCCGUCGUUACAAUGGCGGUGUUGGAAGAUGUGCCCAGGCAAAGCAGUUUGGUUGGACACAGGGACGCUGGCCCAAGAAAAGUGCAGAGUUCCUCCUUCACAUGCUCAAAAAUGCUGAAAGCAAUGCUGAGCUCAAGGGCUUAGACGUGGAUUCUCUGGUUAUUGAGCACAUUCAGGUUAACAAGGCUCCUAAGAUGCGCAGGCGCACAUACCGUGCCCAUGGUCGCAUCAACCCAUAUAUGAGCUCUCCCUGUCACAUUGAGAUGAUUCUUACUGAGAAGGAGCAAAUUGUGCCCAAGCCCGAGGAGGAGGUUACCCAGAAGAAAAAGGUAUCACAGAAGAAGCUGAAGAAGCAGAAACUCAUGGCACGCGAAUAAAUCAAAUAAAGUGGAGCCCUUGACCAUA
Lampris incognitus (smalleye Pacific opah) is the source of this 658-nucleotide messenger RNA. RefSeq names its product ribosomal protein L17 (gene rpl17). The record is from RefSeq and is a predicted model, not a curated record. Lineage: Eukaryota; Metazoa; Chordata; Actinopteri; Lampriformes; Lampridae. Gene Ontology annotation, cellular component: ribosome; cytosolic large ribosomal subunit. Gene Ontology annotation, molecular function: structural constituent of ribosome. The transcript is spliced from 6 exons. Gene Ontology annotation, biological process: cytoplasmic translation. Bases 76 to 630 code for a protein of 184 amino acids.